AUGGCAGUACAAAAUUCUAAAUUUCUUAGCAGUAGUUUCAACUCUGCCUUUGUGCCAACUAGCGCUUAUUAUCAGCACUUGAGCGCCGCCUCGGCCGCUUUAGCCGCCUAUGAAGGCUGGACACACUUGGAUUUACUGUCGCCACAACUAAAUCAAUCAUCGCACACGACCAUCGAUGAGGCAUUGCAAAUGCACCAUUUAAGAUUUCCCACACCUCCAACAACGCCACCAUAUAAUAAGGACGUAUACAAAUUACCUGCCAGUACACAAACUCCAAACAUACGCACACAAUCGGUCAUUAUGAAAAUCGGACAAGAUCAUUUGGAUCGUAAUAUGCCUCCAACACCAGAACAUAUCGACGAUAUGGCAGUGGACAUAAUUGGUUUGGAAGACACAACAAUAAGCACAGAAAUGCAUCGACAUGAAUUGAUGACAAUGACCACGUCUACAACCAGCAGCGCCAGUUCGACCCCAAAACGCAGUGAAUACGUCUGUGAAUGGAUAGAUUGCGGCAGAGAUCAUAAUACCCUCGAAUCAUUAGCCGCCCAUGUGACCAAAGUGCAUGCCGUAGCUUCACCCGUCGAUGGUUUAUACUAUUGCCGCUGGCAUGGAUGUACACGAGUGCGCGGAUUCUCGGCGCGUUACAAAAUGCUGGUCCAUGCACGCACUCACACUAAGGAGAAACCUCAUCAAUGUCAUUUGUGCACAAAGAGUUUCUCACGAGCAGAAAAUCUCAAGAUUCAUAUUCGUUCGCAUUCAGGCGAGAAACCAUAUCUGUGUACCUAUGAAGGUUGUAACAAGGCCUAUUCAAACUCUUCGGACCGCUUCAAACACACGCGCACUCAUGCUAUGGAUAAACCAUAUAUGUGUAAAGUACCCGGUUGCCAAAAACGCUACACAGAUCCCUCAUCACUGCGAAAACACGUGAAAACUUUCAAACAUGCUGUCCAAUUAAUUGGCACCGCUGCUAUAACACCCGUUCAGAACCCCAUUAUUGAUGCACAAGCGGCAUCAGCAGCACAGGCUGCUCUACAAACACACAUGCCCAGCACAAUGACAUCUUCAGCACUGAAUGCAGUUUUAGUGGCUAGAAGUCACCAUGUACAUGAUGAUCACUAUGCGAAGGACUACAGCGACGCUGCAAUACCAGUUUGUCAGCUCUGUGUGCCGCCGCCGCCACCACCUCACUACUACCUUAAUGCUAUGGAGGAGGAUGUUUGCAAUAUCAAGUCAGCUCAACUCGAUUAUUAUUACGCCACAACAAGUCAAUUAUCGACAGGCAGUAGCACUGGAUCCAGCAACAGUUGGAAUUCCAAUGCACAUGGCGCUGAGAGUCCUGUGCGCACCAUGGAGUUAGAAACACCAUUAGACUUGCGGGUUAAUCGCAGUUGAAUAUGAGAAUUAACGGUAGUAAUAAAAUUUAGUUGCAUAAAUAUUUAUUCUAGACUUCUAAGCGGAUGACAUAGGAGAGUAGUAGCGGAGAAUCAGUUGUGGAUUCUUGUCGAAAAAUGUAAUAUUUUCGACAACGUAUCAUAGAAGAGAUAAAAUAAGAAUUAAACAGUGCCAACUCUAGUCUGCUUAAUUAAUUAGAUUUGCUAAUUAAAUAUUGUAUUUGUAUGAGUACUUGUUAUUGAAUGAGUUUUUACCAAGACUGCUUUAUUUAAACCAAAAAAGAUGACUUAAAUAAAGAACUACUUAUUAAGAAUUAUACACAA
Messenger RNA from Zeugodacus cucurbitae (melon fly), 1715 nucleotides. Its product is annotated as zinc finger protein GLIS2 homolog. NCBI's taxonomy places the organism in Eukaryota, Metazoa, Arthropoda, Insecta, Diptera, Tephritidae. Gene Ontology annotation, biological process: smoothened signaling pathway; regulation of transcription by RNA polymerase II. Bases 1 to 1392 code for a protein of 463 amino acids. The record is from RefSeq and is a predicted model, not a curated record. Gene Ontology annotation, molecular function: RNA polymerase II cis-regulatory region sequence-specific DNA binding; DNA-binding transcription factor activity, RNA polymerase II-specific. Gene Ontology annotation, cellular component: nucleus. The transcript has 2 exons.